Molecule: messenger RNA, 6192 nt
Organism: Naegleria fowleri
Lineage: Eukaryota; Heterolobosea; Eutetramitea; Acrasida; Naegleriidae
Exons: 3
Coding region: 1-6192 (2063 amino acids)
Biological process (GO): protein phosphorylation
Molecular function (GO): protein binding; ATP binding; protein kinase activity
Source: RefSeq, a predicted model, not a curated record
AUGCACACCCUUCAUGUCUCCUUUCAGAACCUCUCUUUGAGUAUCAUCAUCAACGACACGGAGACUCUCACUCUCUCCGAGUCCACUUCGAUUCAAUUCUCUGUUCUCGUUUCAUCACAAGAACAAUUUUUCUAUCAUUUCAAAGGAGAAGAAAUUUCACAAUUUUCAUGUCAGUGUGAUUUAAAAAUACAAUCUCCAUUGAUGGAUGUGAUAUUUGUGAAAAUUCAACUUUCCGAUCCAUCCAAUAAGAAUGGAAAUCAAUAUCAAUUUCGAGGAGUUGUUUCCAAUGAUUUGAACUCUCUCGUACAGAAACAAACCGUCACAAGAACAAUCCAUCUUGAACCUGUUCAAGUCGAUAAGGACACCAUUCCAUUAUAUUGUCGAAUUGAAAAUGUUCAAAUCACUCCCAUUGAUUUUGGUUGGAAUAAGGAAUCGAAUCAGAGUCGAUUGGCCAUGUUUUUACGUCAAACGGUGGAUCAGGUGCAGAAUUUCACGAAACAGAAAAGUGAAAAAUCAAUCCUAGGAUUGACCAUGAAAAGUAUUUCAAGUUUUACAGAUCAUGUAGAUGAUGCACAUGCUAUGAAUCCUACGAACAGUGGAAACACCAUUAGUGACACUUCGCCAUUGAGAAAACUUUUCAGAAGUACACACAUCAAAUAUCCUAAUUUGGAAAUUCGAAAAAGCAUUCAACGAUUUUUCAAAGCAUAUUUAUUAUAUCAAAAUCAACAAGUGAAAGCUCAAAAGUUAUUACCUUCUCAAACUUGUGACUUGAAUAUUAUUGAGCUGAAGAAUCAUUCCUUGUACAAGUCUGAAUUUGACAAUUAUUUCUUCUCACUGAGAAUGCUCAAUGAAUUGAACAACAUGCUCGAGUUCAAAAAAAAAGAUUUAUUUGAAUUGUGGGUUAGAGCUCACACAUUCUUUGCUUCCUCUUCCAAUAAUAGCAAGCCAUUCAUGUUUUCAAGCUCUCCUACGUGUCUAUUUCGAAAAGAGAAUCCUUCUUUGAAGAAUGAUUCAAUCGAAGAUCAAAACUAUCUCAAAUCAAAAAUCAUUGAUCAAUACUAUUUAAGAUAUUACUCAAGAAACGAUGACGUUCAAAAAUUUAUUCACAACAUUGUCUAUUUGUGGAAAUGUAUGUUCAACACAAUUGUGGAGUCUCCUCGAGGAAAAACUGUUGAAGAAUUGCUCCAUGCUGAAAAUAAGGAAAUUGAAACGUUCAUUUAUUAUCUAGAUCGAAUCUACGAAAACAUAUCGAGUGUAUUUGAGAAAAAUCAUCUUUACAUGAGAUUAACAAAGGUCGUGAAUAAGAUUAAUUUUGUCAAUGAAAACAGCUUGGAAUUAUUUCUUCAGAAUAAUUCCACAGAUUAUGAAUUUUUGAGAUAUCCAGAUUUGAACGUGGUCACAAGCAUUAGAAUUUUGAAAUUUUUGGAUAUGGUCAAUCGAAAAACGCUUGAAAUUAUUUCACAUCUCAUCAAGAACGAUGAAUUAGAACCUCUAGAGCUAAAAAUUGUGAAUGCAUUGUUGAAUUCACAUUCUUUCAUGAAGUUGAAAGAAGUACUUGAACAAACCAAUCACUAUGAAUCGAAAAUAGUUUCAGAUCCAUAUUUUGACAGAAUUUUCGAAGUGUCUCCUUCUCUCUUUGAGCCAUUUAUGCUACCUAUGAAAACACUCAUGUCCAUCAUUGAUCAAACUUUAAUUGUUUUCAAUUAUGGAAUUAACUCCAUUGUCACAUCAAACUUUGUAGUGAAGAAAUCCAGCUAUAUCACUGACGAAUUAUUGGAACUCAAACUAUUCAUCAAGAAGGAUGACGAAAAAUCAGGCUUUCAUUUUCAUAAUAUUCGUUACUCGGAUUAUUUAGCGUACAUUUUUCACAAACAACACAAUCGAUUGUACAAUAUUCUAGUGAAAGCAGUGGCCGAUCUUUCCAAACAAUUUGAGUGGACACGAGCAUCUGCAUGGAUUGACUCGAUCAUGGAACGUAAUUAUCCACAAUUUUUUGCUGCUACCAAAAAAAGAUUUGGAUUCAAAGAUUCCAAUUUCACAACAUUUAUUUUCAAGAUUAUUGUGAAACUUCAAGAAUCUGCGAGCAAUAAGCAAAGACAAAAACAAAUUGAUCAUUUAUUGUCGAUCAUUCCUUCUGAACUUCCAUGGGACGUCAAACAAUUGCCAGAAAAACGAGUCGUGAAAGAUAGGAGCAUUCCUCCAUUCGAUGUGGAGGAGGAAGAAUUAUCCACACCACAUCGCAGAUGGAAGACUUUAAAUUCCAAAGUACCUCCUGCUCCACAACUUUCACAAAUUAUUUCCAUCACAACCAAAGACACUACUCCAAAACGUAAACUCGCAGGAAUUAUUCAAGUUUUCGACGCUGAUCAUGAAUUAUUGAAAGAUUACAGAAAUAGAACCAUGGAUACUCAAGUCAUUGACAAAGUUUCAUUAUAUUAUUUAUUUAUCACUUCGAGCAUUUGUUUGGAUACAUCAACCUAUCUCACUGAAACAUUUAAGCUCUGUAAAAGAUUUUCACAGUCAAGUCAGAAUAAUGUUUUGAGAACGACCAUUCCAAAAGUUACAAAUAGAACUGUAUCCAUUUUACAAUCAUCUUACAAUUCAACAAAGGAUAACCAAUCCACCAUUGAUUCAAUAACCACAACAACUUCCACAAUACCUCCUCCUCCUCCUCUUUCACCUAACUCUGGAAAACCUUUUGCAACAACAACAGCAGAUGCAAAAUAUUCGCCUCCCCAACCUCCUCCAAAACCAAAAAAAUUGGAAUUCUCAAAAGAAUUCUACGAAAAGUUGGCCGAAGUGAAAAAGAUUAAUACCACCUCCACAUGGUCUCUGAGACAACUUCUUGAUUUGGACGAUGAUGUGGAAAUUAGUUCUGAUGGAUUGAUUGAGGAUUUAUUGGAUAAGGUGAUUCCUUUAUAUACACUUCUCAAAUUUCACAAUAUUGAUUUGAAUGCAUUGAUUCAAACGGAUAAUAGUUAUAACACGAUCAAUCAGGCAAUAUUGAAUCAAAGAUAUUCAGUCGUGAAAGAAGUAUUACCUUCCAACGUUGUGAAAACUAUUUGCUUAUUUCUAUUUCCCACUAAUUUACUUUAUGUGAGUUUAGUAUCCAAACAAUUCUUUCAAGAAGCUCACAAAAUAUUCUUUCCAAAAAGCGUCAACAAUGUAUUAUGUGCUUGGGAAAGAUAUCCUGCAUUGACCUAUUUGAAAGUGACAGGAAUUGUUCGAAAAAAGAGACAUCAAUUAGCACAACUGAAAGAUUAUGUGAGCAACUUUCUCUACAUGAUUACUCUUGAAAAUUUGGAAAAGAAAUUGGACAUGCUUGGCUUUCAUCAUGCAAAAGAAGAUUUGUUGACAUUCUUUUCACUCAAGAAAGAUGUGUUAGCUUUAAGGUUAACACAACUUUAUCAAGAUGAAAAACAGUUCAUUUUCUCACGUUUUUUCAGCUGGUUUUUCAGACUUUCUGAUUCUUUGAAUUAUGACAUUCCAAAAUUGGCAAGAUUCAAACACGAACGAGAGAUUUUUAAGAGAAUUUGUGCUUCCUACUUGUUUUUAUCUCUCUCUUCAAGUAAGAACGACACAUUGCCAAAUGUUGGCUCUCAUCCUCUAGUAUUAAUUAGAAAUAUGAUCAAAACAGUUUCCAUCGCUUAUCCAAACGUGAACAUUUUGAUGUUACUCGCUGACUUUUUUGACAUUUCAGAAGCAAAUGUUGCACAAUUAUUUCAAUACAGAAGAGAAUGGAAAAUGAUUUCAGAAAUUGGUCUAAAAUUUAAAGAAUACAGCAUUGAUUUGGAAAACUUUUUCACAAAGAAUGCAAAUGUGUUAAACACAUACUAUAAUCCAAACGAGUUUAUCAAACAAGCAAAAGACAUUUUGAAAAAAGCAUAUGAAAGUUUGGACAAUAGCGACUUGGUCGACAUUGAAUGUUUACUCACAAAAUAUUGCAUGAAAUGCAAAGAUUAUUAUCAAUAUUAUUUAUUAUUGAAUGGUCAUGAAUCAAAAUUAAGUUUAGAACAAGCCAUGUUUAUGGCUAUUUCUCUCAAUCAAUUUGAAGAACUUGAACAAAUUAUUGAAAAAGGAGCCAAUAUUAAUGCUGUCACAAAACAUGGAUUUGACAUUUGCACCGCAAGUCUUCCUUGUAGAAAUCAAGAAAUUACCAAAUAUUGUCAACACAUUCGAAUUGAAUAUUUACUUUUAAAACAACCUUCAAAACUUGAAGAUUUUCCAUUCAACAUUUCACUCUUGAUGCAUACCAUUCGUGAAAACAAUAUUCAAGCUGUGAAUUUAAUGAUCCAAUUGAAUCCAGAAAUUCUCUAUGAAUACGAUGGAAAGUACAGACCGAUCGAUUUCAGUAUUGUUCAUCAUUCACAUGUUGUGGAAAGCACUGAAAUUCUUCUUCGUCACAUGCUCACUCAAGAUAAGGAACAUAACGUUCUUGUUCUUUCCAAAACAUGUUUCAUUGCAAUCGAUCACGAUCGAUACGACGCUCUCAAAUUAUUAAUUGAAAAAGAACCAUAUUUAGUGUUAAGAAAUGAGCUUUUCGAUUUUAGAUAUCCAGAAGCAUAUUAUUCCAAUCCAUCUUUAUUAUUGUAUUGCUUGAGAAAACGCAAAACUCAAUGUGUGCAAUUAUUAAUUGAAAAAUUCCCACAACUUCUCAAUUUCAAACUCUCUUCCAUGUAUACCGAAAAAACAACCAAUCUGAUCGGAGCAAAAAACAACACACCAAAAAGCAAAACCUCUUUAGGAAAUUUAAUUUUAAAUGGAACUCCUUUAACGUUUGCUGUAGAGACCAACCAAAUGAAAAUGGCACUCAUGCUUGUGGAAAUGGGAGCUGAUCUUUCAGUGACCAAAAAUGGAAUGGAUCUUGCCGAGUUGUCAGAAUCGACUGAAAAUUCAGAAAUGAUGCAAUGGGCUCGUAAAAUUUUAAACAAAUCCACACAAUACGAUUGUUACAAAUUUGAGGUCGAAUAUGUGGACAAUAUGUUGAAUUUGUAUCGAAAACGAUUCAAAAUGGUGGUCAAUCCAAAUGAAAGUGUUGAAGAUUUUGUGAGAAAGGCAAAAAUUCGAUGUGGAAUUCGUGGCCAAUAUGAAUUGCAAUUUUAUGAUCCAGAUUUUAAGGAACUUGUGGAUGUUAUUGAUCUAAAAGAUAUGCAACUGGAUGAAGAAGAGUUAAAUUUAAUUAAAUUGAAACGAGUGAGAGCAAAUGAUGCACCUAGUGCUCAAAAUCAUGGUCAAGUGAAAAACAUGAAAUAUGAACAAUAUUUAGGAAUGAUCUUUCAGGAAAAGUAUAAAAUUGUGAAAACGAUCGAUGAAGGUGGAUUUGGAGUAGUUUUUGAAGCGGAAGUUCUGUUAGGAGAUGUGAAUAUUGUCGUCGAAUCACCAUCCACAGGACCAACAACAACAUCCACUCAUGAAACGAAUCGUGUGAAAAAUGUGGCAUUGAAAAUGGUGAAUUGUCCAAAAGGAAGUGUUCAAAAACAAAUUCAAGAUGCAGAACAUGAAGCAUUGCUUGUACAGCAGUUACAACAUCCAACUAUUGUCAAAAUUAUUGACACUUUUCAAAUUGAUACUCAAUACUCUUCGAUUUUUUGCAUUGUGAUGGAAUUGUAUAUAUUUGGAGAUGUCAUGCAACUUAUUAACACACAACGUCAAAAGUCAGAACCCAUUCCAUUGGAAAUUGUGUGGAAAAUUUUAACGCAAAUGGCUUCAGCGAUUGAUUAUAUUCAUUCUCAUAACAUUAUGCAUCGAGACAUCAAACCACAUAAUAUUUUUGUAAAAUAUUACAAUAAGGAAGAAAAGAAUAUUGACAUUGUGUUGGGAGAUUUUGGAAUUGCAAAAGAAAAUGCUCACACCACUCGACAGACAUAUGCAGGAUCAUUGUGUUAUAUUUCAGUGGAGAUUUUAUUGAAUCAACCUUAUGGAUUUGCGACGGACAUGUAUUCUUUGGGUGUGACAUUGUUUCAAUUGUUGUCACUUGAUACUUCUCUUUCAAUUUGUUCACUCUUGAUUCAUUCAGAAGAUAAUUGUUUGCAAGAAUUGAAAAAGAAAAUUCUCACCAACUAUCAAGAUCAUCUCGAUCACAAUAAGGGUCUCUUGCAAAAAUUAAUUCGAGUCAUGAGUCAAUUGUUGAGAUUUCAGCCACAAUCAAGAUUGAACAGUUCACAAUUAUUAUUAGAACUGGAAAAGAGAUGA